This is a messenger RNA of Punica granatum (pomegranate), 1796 nucleotides long. Lineage: Eukaryota; Viridiplantae; Streptophyta; Magnoliopsida; Myrtales; Lythraceae. The record is from RefSeq and is a predicted model, not a curated record.
CACACAUCAACAUAUUUAUCAACACAUGCAAUCAUUGCACAAAAUCAAGUUGAAUUGGAUCAUUACCUAACACAAAAACCAAACGCAAGGUAAUUAUUUAUUAAAUUCCAAUCUUCUUUUUCGGUUACGUCUUCUCCUGUAAGUAGUUCAUCAUCAGAUCUUACCCUAUAUAAAUACUCCAAAUCCUCAAUUCCAAAUGCAAAACUCACCCGGAAAUCUUGUAUUUUCCCUUCACAAUUUGACCGGCCACCGUGACCGCAAGAGAUGAUGCAGUGGGAGAUUCUUCAACCCUCUUGGCCCCUCUACAGUAUCAUCCAUCAAGAAAACAAUCCCUAUUUCGAUCAGAACGAGCACAGAUUUGAAUGCCCUUCGUUCGUUACUACUACUUUUCAGGAUCCUCUACCGUUGCCAGGCUGUCCAGACAACCUUAUUGAUGAUUUCCCGAUGGAUUUCGAGCCGUGGGACGAUUUUCCGGCCUUAUUUGAUGUCCUGGAAGGUACAGAGCUGGAGACACUGAUGACGAGUAGUGAUGAUAAUGGGUGGAGCCCUAGUCCUAGCCCUUCAUUGAAGUCCACGUCUACCACCGAUGCCCUGUCAGUGUCACAGCAAUUGCUCGUUUUGCCGCACGAGGAAAUGGAAACGGAUGCCCAGUUGUGCCUCCACCAUCUCCUGAAGGCCUGUGGAGAAGCCAUGGAGAAGGGGAAGACAGAGCUCGUGGAGGUGAUCUUGAGACGCAUGGCUGAGAGAUCAAGCCCGCUCGGGGGACCUCUAGAGCGUGCUGCAGUUAAUCUGUCCCGAGACUUUAACGACCAUGACAGGGAUUACCUGAAACAGGAGUCCUGGAAGAACUAUCGGGAAGCUCUCAGGGUGUUCUACCAAGCAUUCCCUUACGGAAGAUUCGCUCACUUCGUGGCGAAUUCGGCUAUUCUCGAGGCAAUCCCAAUCGAAGCUGAGGCAAUUCAGAUAGUCGACUUCGACUUGGGGGAGGGCCUCCAGUGGCCUCCACUCAUUGAAGCCUUGGGACAGAGACACGGACCACUGAAGUUGAAGCUGACAUGUAAGGCCUCGGAAGAUGAGGCGAAGUUCGAGACAACGAGAGGGCAUCUAUGUAAUUACGCAGCAUCUGCAGGGGUAAAUUUGACCGUGGAGAUAAAAGGGAUUGAGGAAUUGGUAGGUGAAUAUACUGAUGAGAGCAAAAGCGAGGGACAUUUUGAGUGGAUUGCCUUUAAUUGCAUGGUGGGUGUCCCACAAAUGGGCAGAGUCGCCAGUAGGAGGGAAGUUGUUGGAUUCCUAAAGGCAGCUAAUGGCAUUUUGAGCAAACUCGGCGACAGUUUCGGUGAUAGGAGAGGGAUUGUAACCUUUGGUGAUGGGAAUGCUUGCGGAAAUUUAAGGGACGUCCCCAGUUUCGGGGCAUUUUUCGAGGGGCGCCUGAAGCAUUACCAAGCGGUACUCGAGUCAAUGGAGUCAAACUUCCCUUCUCAUCUCCAAGGGGCGAGGCUAGCCAUGGAGUCUCUCUUUGUUGCCCCCUUCAUCUCUUCCUCUGACUGGUUUCAAAGGUGGGAGGAUGUAAGGACCGGCUUGGACGAUCCGCCUGCCAGUCUCGGUUUCAGCCCUCUAGGAAUUGGGCAACAGAGUCUUACGGAGAUCCAGGAAAUGCUGAAAGAGAGUGAAUCGAGUUACGGAGUGAGGAGUGUCGGAGAGAGUCAGAACGAGAUGGUCUUGGAAUGGAGAGGAACUCCGUUGAUCAGAGUCUCAACUUGGAAAUGUUAUUAGGACCAUUAGGUGGUAAAGAACAU